Molecule: messenger RNA, 3370 nt
Organism: Daucus carota subsp. sativus
Lineage: Eukaryota; Viridiplantae; Streptophyta; Magnoliopsida; Apiales; Apiaceae
Product: E3 ubiquitin ligase PQT3-like
Exons: 15
Coding region: 412-3102 (896 amino acids)
Biological process (GO): ubiquitin-dependent protein catabolic process; protein ubiquitination
Cellular component (GO): nucleus
Molecular function (GO): ubiquitin protein ligase activity; zinc ion binding
Source: RefSeq, a predicted model, not a curated record
CCCCCCCUCUCUCUCUCUCACAGUACUAUCCUCAACAAAACCUAGCUCUCUAUCAAUUUAUCAAUUCCGGUUAAGCUCACUUGCACAAGUACACAAACAUAUCGUGAUUGAUUCAAGGCGUAUCGCAGAUCGAGCUGCGGCGAUCGAACGGCGACGAUCGAAGGUCUCCCACACUUCCAUACGGCGCUUAAACACACAAUCUCGAUCAGAUUGAUGCCGGUUGAAGGCAAUUGAAGAACGCGGAGCUGAUUGAGUUUGAAAAGUUUGGAUCUUUUGUAAAAGUAGUGUGGUUUGCUUUGGUCUGAUUUUGAAUUGUAUUUUGUAGUUCAGUUCAAGGGGCUUUUGAAUUGAAGGCCUUUUUGAAUAUUCGCGAUUGUUUGUAUUGACUUUUUUGUGAAAAGAAGAGCUGUUAUGGCAGUUUAUUAUAAGUUUAAGAGUGCUAAAGAUUACGAUUCUGUUUCGUUGGACGGUCAUUUCAUCACGGUUGCCAAUUUGAAAGAUAAAAUUUUCGAAAACAAGCAUUUGGGCACUGGGACUGAUUUUGACCUUGUUAUCAGCAAUGCACAAACAAAUGAAGAGUAUGUCGAUGAAGGAAUGUUGAUUCCAAAAAAUACAUCUGUUUUGAUUCGUCGCGUCCCUGGACGGCCGCGCAUGCCUAUAGUUGCAGCACCACCAGUUAUUGACCAACAAGAACCGGAAGUUGAGUUUAAGGCCGGGAAUCUUCAAGGAGCCAACAGCACCUUCUUUGGAGCCAAUCCAUCUGUUACAAACUAUCCUGAAGAUUCAGAAUGGGAUGAAUUCGGUAGUGAUCUGUAUGCAAUACCUGAAGUAUUGCAUGUCCAAUCAAGCAAUCAAGUUCAGAAGGCUCCCCCUCCCAGCAAAUCUGACGAAGACAGCAAAAUUCAAGCCUUAAUAGAUAAUCCGGCUUUGGACUGGCAACAUCAGAUUGUGGAAGGCUCUGGAAAUGCUAGAGGAUAUGGAAGGGGCAUGGGAGGUAGAAUGGGUGGACGUGGUUUUGGUCGCGGAGCUGGAUUGGAGCGUAAAACACUGCCACCAGGCUAUGUAUGCCACAGGUGCAAGGUCCCUGGGCAUUUUAUUCAGCACUGUCCUACAAAUGGAGACCCAACUUUUGACAUCAGAAAAGUGAAACCUCCUACCGGUAUCCCAAAAUCUAUGUUAGUGCCUACGCCAGAUGGUUCGUAUGCUUUACCAAGCGGCGCUGUUGCUGUUCUUAAACCCAAUGAGGCUGUGUUCGAGAAGGAGAUAAAAGGAAUGCCGUCAACUCGUUCGGUUGGCGAUUUUCCACCAGAACUGUACUGCCCUUUGUGUAGAGAAGUUAUGAAAGACGCAGUCUUAACUGGCAAGUGCUGUUUCAGGAGUUUCUGUGACAAAUGUAUCAGAGAUAACAUCAUCUCUAAGUCGAUGUGUGUUUGCGGAGCUCAACAUGUUCUUGCUGAUGAUCUGUUGCCCAACAACACAGUAAGAGAAACAAUAAAUAGAAUUCUAGAGGCCAAUAACAGCGGCGGAGAUAAUAAAGGCAGUGCUUUCCAUAUACAAGAUAUGAAAUCUGCUCGUCCGAAGGCAAAGAUACCAUCCCAUGCACUGUCUGCAGCCUCAAAGGGGGAGCAAAUCCUUCCUCAAAUUAAAGACACUACUGGGUCACAAGAUACAACAGAACUGGUGAAAAUUGUGGCUGCUCCGCAACCUCCAGUGAAAAACUCGAAUAUAGCCGGGUCCUCCAGAGUUCCAGAUGUUUUUGAAGCUACAAACAAAUCAAGGAGUGGUAAGGAACCCGCAAUACAGGCAAGUGGUCCAUUAGCUGCUGAAGAGCUUCAGGAGAAGCUGGUUUCUGAACCAGGAAAGAAAAAGAAAAGGAAGAGAACUCGUAUGCCUUCAGACAUGCAGUGGAAUACCUCUCACGAGUUUGCAGCUGAAAAUUACAUGAUGCCUGUGGGACCAGCUUUUAAUCCUUAUUGGAAUGGCAUGCAACCUGGUAUGGAAGGAUUUGGUGGACCUUGUGCUGGUCCGAUGCCUUACAUGGGUUAUGGGCCGAUGCCCAUGGAUGUUCCUUAUGGGGGACAUCUUCCCCAAGAUCCGUAUGGACCACCAGUAAAUAUGAUGCCUUUUCCACCGCAGAGGAACUUUCCCAGAUAUGGGAUGGAAUUCAAUGGCAGACCUGUCAUGAGCAAAGAGGAGUUUGAAGCUCAGAAAGUUAAUCUAAUGCAUGAGAGAGAAAUUGAGAGACUCGGGGAUAGCUGCGAUUUGGCCAGAGAACGAGAAUCCAGAGAAGUCACCAGCAGUAGCAGCGUUCCUUCAAAUGAACUAAAAUCAAAGUCUCCGCGGCCACUCCCUCUUGAUGCUGGCCAGCUACCCGAAUAUCACCAUAGACGAUCCAAAAGACCAAGAUCUCCACAGAGGUAUUCUGAUGACCGACCAGAAAGAUCAAGAUCUCCGCGGAGGUAUUCUCGUGACCAACUGGAAAGAUCAAAAUCUCCGCCUAAAUACUCUCACAGUCCCAAGCUACCACUAAAACACACUCAAGAAGCAGCAGAGCUGACAAGAAGACAAUCCCAAGAUCCAGGGCCACGAAGGCCACCUUCCAAAUCAGAUUCUCACCGCGACCAUGGAAAAAAACAACAUUACCAUGACGUCUACUACCACCAUCAAGAAGAUAGUGACGUCCACAAAUCGAGGUCACUGUCAUCCAAACCCCCGGUCCACCACCAAGCUAGCUUUGAACCACCACCAAAGUUUAGCAGCACAGGUGUCAAAGACAAGAAGAGUGUCUCCGCUGACAUCACUUGCCCUGAGCAUGAGGCAGCAGACAAGAAGCAAAAAACCGUGACCUCUUCUUCUGCACAUGAUGAAGAUCAUCAUAGAAGCCGGACAACAAAUGCGGCACCAAAGAAUAUCAGUAGCAGCACCGGUAGCGAUCAUGUACAAGAGCGCUAUCAGUACGAUGAAUCAAGUGAAGAUGAAGAAGAUGAUCGCCACUUCAAGAGGCGGCCAUCAAGGUAUGUCGCGGUAGAGAAGGAGAAGCAUUCCAGCAAAGGAUCCAAAGGAAGGGAAAAGGGGAGUCAUGGUAGCCAUAGUCACAAGUAGAGAGCAAUGAGGAAGGUGGCGCGUGCCAAACGGAGGAGUGUAGUGGAGCUUGUUGUUCAUUAUGAGAGAAUAUCAUAUGUACAGGUACUAAGAGAUUGUAAUACUUGCGAAUAUUUUUUUCGUUUCUUUUUUUAAUUGUGGGAUUGGAUCCUUUUUGGUAUUUAAUUUCAGAAUAUCAUAUGUACAGGUACUAAGAAAUUGUAAUACUUGCGAAUAUUUUUUUCGUUUCUUUUUCUAAUUGUGGGAUUGAAUCCUUUUCGGUAUUUAA